This is a messenger RNA of Nerophis lumbriciformis (worm pipefish), 333 nucleotides long. The record is from RefSeq and is a predicted model, not a curated record. Lineage: Eukaryota; Metazoa; Chordata; Actinopteri; Syngnathiformes; Syngnathidae.
AUGGCAAAGCAUCAUCCAGAUCUAAUUUUCUGUAGAAAACAAGCCGGCGUGGCCAUUGGGAGACUUUGCGAAAAAUGCGAUGGCAAGUGUGUCAUCUGUGAUUCCUAUGUGAGGCCGUGCACGCUGGUCCGUAUUUGUGACGAGUGCAACUACGGCUCCUACCAGGGACGCUGCGUCAUCUGCGGAGGACCCGGAGUAUCCGACGCCUACUAUUGUAAAGAGUGUACCAUCCAGGAGAAAGAUCGAGAUGGCUGUCCUAAAAUUGUAAAUUUGGGAAGCUCCAAGACAGAUUUGUUCUACGAGAGGAAGAAGUACGGCUUCAAGAAGAGGUGA